AAUUUGUGUUUGGCGUUGUUGUUUGUUCAAAUCAACACAUUAAUUCAAUUGAAGAUAACAAUGAAUGAGCCCUUUGUGAGCUAAUAUUAUUUUUGUCAAAUUUAUCUUUAAAUCAAUCAGAGUAACGGUAUAAUUUGACAAGAUCGAUUGGUUACUUAUCUGCACGCGCAAACAAAACAUCAUUAGGUUUCAACUGAUAUCAAGUAAUGAAUCACCAAACGUAACCCUAAUUAAGUCAAACAUUGAUAUCUCGUUUAAGCCAAGUCUGCAGAAGUGAAAAUGUCUGAAAAUUCAACGGCAGUUGCUAUUAAAGAAGCAGACGGCUACUAUGAUCAGAAUGACUUCCAGAAAGUAUACGACACCUUAGUGAAGCACAAAUCCGAUACCUCAAAUUGCGAACUACAGUGGAAAAUAGCGAGAGCUGCCAGAGAUCUAUCGUGUCUAUCUUCUACUUCGAAAGAGAGGAAGAAGGAACUCACUUAUGAGGGACUGGAGUGUGCCCAGAAUGCAGUGAACUCUGAUGAUAGUAAUUUUUCAGCCCACAAGUGGAAGGGAAUAAUGUUGAGUGAGGUGGGAGACUACGAGGGGAUCAAGAAGAAGAUAGAGAAUGGCUACCUCAUCAGGGACGAAUUCACAAAAGCUUCAGAGUUGAACCCAAAUGACGCCCUCUGUUACUUCUUAUUAGGUGAGUGGAGUUACUUCGUGUCUGACAUGGGGUGGACUCAGAGACAGGCGGCCAAAGUGUUCUUCGGCACUCCGCCCUCCUCCUCUUUCGAAGAGGCACUCAAGAACUUCCUCAAGGCCGAAGAAGUGAACAGUGGUUUCUAUGUUGGCAACUAUGUGAGUCUGGGAAAGACUUAUCUGAAGCUUAAGAAGAAAGAAGAAGCCAAGAAAUGGUUCCAGAAAGCAGCCGAAUAUCCCAGUGAAAACGAAAAGGAUGAUCAGUCAAUCGCAGAAGCUAAGAAGCUCCUGGCAACACUCUAACUGGGCGAGUAGGAAUAUGCUUGCUUCUGGUGGCACUGAAACGAAAUGUACAAAUUAAUAAAUUGUACCAAACGCCAAUAAUACUGACCUCUUCCUCAUUCAUGAAUGCCCUUAGAUAAGAAGAACUGUUCCUUCAUUAUACGCUGCUGAAUGAUAUUAAUAUUGAUAUGAAAAUUAAUUGGUUUGUUUUUGUGUAAUACGUCUGAAAUCAAUAUUUGCAACAAUA
Messenger RNA from Symsagittifera roscoffensis, 1210 nucleotides. RefSeq names its product regulator of microtubule dynamics protein 1-like. Gene Ontology annotation, molecular function: microtubule binding. The record is from RefSeq and is a predicted model, not a curated record. Gene Ontology annotation, cellular component: mitotic spindle pole; spindle microtubule; mitochondrion. Lineage: Eukaryota; Metazoa; Xenacoelomorpha; Acoela; Convolutidae. The transcript is spliced from 6 exons. Bases 280 to 984 code for a protein of 234 amino acids.